AAUGGAUUGUGUAGACAGCAUGGCUUCACUGAUUUUUUUUUCAUCACCUUCGCUGUAUUAGAUUUAGCUUAGAAAUGUUGUUACUCAGCAUUAUAUACUACUUGUGUAUCGUUUGAAGAUGGAAAAUGAUUGAAAAAUGGAUUCCUUAGUUCAUUUAUUCAUUCAUUCAUUCUUCAGCCUUAUUCUGGUCAGCAUCGUGGUGGAUCCAGAGACUAUCCCAGGAACACUAGGCGCCAGGUGGGAGAAUUCACACCGGUUUGGACGCCAGCUCCAGGGUCCCAGGUUCAAUCCUGAGUUCACUUUACUGUCCGUGUGGAGUUUCACAUGUUCUCCUCAUGUCAUUAUGGGUUUCCUCUGGCUCUCCGGUUUUCUCCCACCUCCCAAAAACAUGCCGCGGACAUUAUCUCAACAGUUGAAUUUAACUACUCGGGGGAAUUACUAGCUACGGGAGAUAAAGGAGGAAGAGUUGUCAUAUUUCAGCGCGAACAAGAGAGUAAAAACCGCCCUCUCUCAAGAGGAGAGUACAACGUGUACAGCACUUUCCAGAGUCACGAACCUGAAUUUGAUUAUUUGAAAAGUUUAGAAAUUGAGGAAAAAAUCAAUAAAAUCAGAUGGCUACCACAACAGAAUGCCGCUCACUUCCUGCUCUCCACAAACGAUAAAACCAUCAAGCUGUGGAAGAUCAGUGAAAGGGACAAACGAGCAGAAGGCUACAAUCUGAAAGAUGAAGACGGGCGUCUCAGAGAUCCGUUCAGAAUCACGACCCUAAGGGUACCUGUGUUGAUGCCUAUGGACCUGAUGGUGGAGGCGAGCCCACGCAGAAUAUUCGCAAACGCACACACAUAUCACAUCAACUCCAUUUCAGUAAAUAGUGAUCAUGAAACAUACCUUUCUGCAGAUGACCUAAGAAUAAACCUAUGGCACUUAGAAAUCACAGAUAGAAGUUUUAAUAUUGUAGAUAUAAAGCCUGCCAACAUGGAGGAGCUGACAGAGGUGAUCACGGCUGCCGAGUGCCACCCUCACCAGUGCAACGUGUUCGUCUACAGCAGCAGCAAGGGCACCAUUCGCCUGUGUGACAUGCGGGCAGCAGCUCUCUGCGAUAGACAUAGCAAAUUUUUUGAAGAACCCGAAGACCCGAGCAGCCGGUCGUUCUUCUCAGAAAUCAUCUCCUCUAUAUCUGACGUCAAGUUCAGCCACAGCGGCCGAUACAUGAUGACCCGAGACUAUCUCUCUGUGAAAGUGUGGGACCUAAACAUGGAGAACCGGCCAGUAGAGACCUACCAGGUACAUGAAUACCUACGUAGCAAGCUGUGCUCACUGUAUGAGAACGACUGCAUUUUUGACAAGUUCGAGUGCUGCUGGAACGGUUCAGACAGUGCCAUCAUGACGGGCUCGUACAACAACUUCUUCAGAAUGUUCGACAGGAACACGCGGCGUGACAUCACACUGGAGGCGUCGCGCGAGAAUAGCAAACCGCGGGCCAUGCUCAAACCGCGCCGAGUGUGCACUGGUGGCAAGAGGAAGAAGGACGAGAUCAGCGUGGACAGCCUGGACUUCAACAAGAAGAUCCUGCACACGGCUUGGCAUCCUAAAGAGAAUGUCAUAGCCGUGGCCGCCACCAACAAUCUGUAUAUAUUCCAGGACAAAAUAAACUAAUGAGAGUGAGUAUGGGGGAUGGGAAAUGAGUGUGAGAGAGAGAGAGAGAAUCAAAAUAAAUAUCCCUACCUUAUUCCCCCUGGCACAGAACGGAGGACGUGCAAAAAAUCUUGUACUUUCCAUAGUCUAGUUCUUAAAGUCAGUAAGACAAGCUACAGGCUUGUUGCUCCUCCCAGCGCAAGAUUGACCCACUUGUUGAAUUUACACAGGGAGAUUUUACGAACGCCCUCCCAAACCCUACCCACCUUAAAACCAGGAGAAGGCCAACACUCAUCCUCAACACCGCCGAGCAGAAAUAACAAAACACAGAGGCCAAAUCGACUUUUCAGCAGUCACAAGCCUGUUUUUCUUUUUCUUCUAGUCUGAGCCUUCAUUUGUUCUAUUUGUCAACCCAGAUUGUGGAGCACGCCAAGAGGAAAGUGCAUAUCCAUCACAGUCAGAACCGUGCAUAUGUCUCUGUCGCCUGGAAAUCUCCAGAACCAUGACAUUUUUGCUUGUUGAUGUCUGUCAACAUUCCUCCCCCUGGCCUUAAUCACAGGCCUUGGUGUUUUAUCUUUUAAGCACUUAAUACAGGUCUCCCUUUUGGUCAGUGGACAAAUUUUCGGUUCCCUUUUUUUUUUUUUUUUUUUUUUUGGUUAUCUCAUAGUAACAUCUACUCACUGACUGUCUAUAUAUAACUGCACCAUCUGGUGUCAAACCACUUAAUAAAAGUAACAAAACUACAAAGAUACAAAGAGAAAGCGUUUUUUACAUUAUGAGCAGGUAUGUAUGGGGUUUUUAUGUUCUGUGUUUGCAUGUUAUGUGGAUUCGGAGCACCAGUGAUGAAAUGUGAAGUCAUCCUGCUGAUCUCUAGCCAGCUGCUAAAAGAUGAAGGUCCACCUGCACGUCAGUUUUUCUUCAGCCUUGUUCUUCAUUCCUUACUAAUCAGUUGUUCUCUUUCAGUAGAACUUUUAUUGGAAAGUAAAACAACUUUUCUUUGCAGUCAGUAUGUAGUGGGGGGAAACUACCUAACUUGAUGGUGGCAAAAUACUGAUCUCCAGGUGGAAAUGCAUCAGUAAGCAGCUGGUUAGAAAGAGAUAUUCAGUAUAGGACUACUUGAAGCUGCAGUUGCACUGUACAACGAAGGACAUUCGGCCAUUUUAAAUGUCAGUAUUGCUGUUUGCUCUCCGAACGUCCGGCUUUGUCAAAUAUGACUCUAAAUUUUUUUUGUUUUUGUUUUUUUUUAAAGGGACACUGCAGCCUUAAAUCUCUGUAUGACUAUAGAGGGGAAUCCCAUAAUGAUUCUCAAUAGUAACCAUAAAUAUUAAAUGGUAUCAUUAACACCACUCCCUGCCUUUACCCAGAAUAUUCCCCCCCUCCACAAACAUUAAAUCACUCCAUCCUCCUGUAUAUUUGCUGCUACAGUACAUGUGGCUUCGUAUCUGGACACUAAUGAGAACUUCUUAUGAGAAAUAAAUAAAGUAUACUUUCCUGAAUUCGUUCCAUCGAAGCAGAAUCUAGUGCCUCGAAAAAAGAAAAAAAAAAAACUAGCUUUUUCUCCAGUAAGUAAACAAUUUAGUGGCCCAUGUGCUAAUUUGCUGAUCUUGGUAUUCCUGCACAAAUGCGACGUGAGCAAAAUGUAAUAUUUGUGCAUUAAAUCUUUUAGCCAGCUCAUGUCGGGACAUGGGAUUAACUGAGACGAGCUUCACGGUUUGCACGCUGCUCGAAUUUCCCCAGGCGGCGUUAAAACAUGUGAUCGAACAUAAAAACAACUUGACGGUUCAAGUACAAAGUUGUACAGUUGAUUUGUUCCCAAAUUUAUAGUCACAGACGGGUCAAAGGGCAUCCUCUCUCUGGCCUUGUUCCUUGUUAAAUAAUGAUGCUAACAUUGUGGAAGUGUACACUUGUUUGAUUAUUUUUGACCAAAGUUAAAUAAAUUUUAAUUGUGUUUACCUGA
Molecule: messenger RNA, 3592 nt
Organism: Pangasianodon hypophthalmus (striped catfish)
Lineage: Eukaryota; Metazoa; Chordata; Actinopteri; Siluriformes; Pangasiidae
Gene: ppp2r2d
Product: protein phosphatase 2, regulatory subunit B, delta
Exons: 9
Coding region: 325-1656 (443 amino acids)
Biological process (GO): peptidyl-serine dephosphorylation
Cellular component (GO): cytosol; protein phosphatase type 2A complex
Molecular function (GO): protein binding; protein phosphatase regulator activity
Source: RefSeq, a predicted model, not a curated record